CAGGUUUUCCUACCGUGUGCCUCCACACACAACGACGAGUGUCCGCAGUCACAGCUGUCCUGAACGAAAUUGAUUGCUGGGAGGCGAGAUUCAAAAAGGCAAACCGAUCAAACGUGCCUCUUUACCUGCUUCGGCCCCAUGCGCGCUCAACAUACCCCUCAUUUUCUAACCACUUUCCCUGUAUAUGCCUCGUCGUUCGUGUCGGAGAACCAAUUGGUUCUCGGCGGUGGUGGCGGCGCGUCAAAAACCGGAAUAAAGAACAAGAUUCGCGUCUACGAGGUCGGAAACGAUCGUUCUAUAGACUUGGUGGACGAACUGGAGCUUGAGAGCGGCGCCGACGCUCCAAUGAGCAUGGCCACGAACGUAGAGGCUCGAACUUUCGUAUGCGGGAUCAACAGUCCUGAAGACAAGCUUGUUAAAGGCGAGAACGAAAACUGUCGCGUCUACGCGCUGAAAGAGGGCAAGCUUGGCCAGGUACAGACACGCGGCACGCUCGUCGCGGGAAACGUAGAAGAUUAUCAGGCAAGCCUGUCGCGGUGACUCUACAGGAUUCAUGCUGAUGUGGGGACAGAAAGUAUCCGUGAUAUCUUCUGACGGCAAACUCGUUGCUGUGGCGGGUACUCAAACGCUGGACGUACUGUCUUACCCGUCUCUUGAACGGGUGGCGGUGACCAUCAUAACUGAGAAAGAGAUAUACGAUGCGACAUUCUCAAAUGGCAACCUGGUGAUCGCAACCACUGAAGAGCUACUUGUCUAUGCCCUGCCAGAACCCGUGUCUGAGAAGCAAGAGGCGCCGUCCAACAUUAAGAAUAAAGGAAAGCAGAAGGCAGAUAUCGUCGAACUGGAACUCGUACAAAAGGUCUUGCCUCCCGCGUUCCCAGGUUCUACCGGAAGUACUUUCCGUGCAGCAAGGUUUCACCCGGAAAACAACGGAAUCUUGUACACAAUGAGCAAUACCAUUCCAGGACGUACUAAGGGAAGGAAAGCUGCCCCGCGGCUCGGAUAUGUCUGCAAGUGGAAUGCUACGACUUGGAAAUCUGAAAAGGUCAAGAAAGUCAGCGACAAGGGACUGACCUGUUUUGCUGUCAGUCUGGAUGGCACCAUGAUUGCCUUUGGCUCCUCCGACUGCAGCAUCGGUCUUUUGGACGCAACUACAUUGAAUCCUCUCAUGACCAUCUUGAAAGCGCACGAAUUCCCCCCGACCACUCUCACAUUCAACCCGACAUCCAAGCUCCUCGUUUCCGGCAGUGCAGACAAUACAAUCCGGGUCAUCGGUAUUCCAGAGGAUUCGUCCAAGUACUCUUGGACCACGAUAAUUUUGAUUCUGAUCACUCUACUGAUUGCCCUCGUGGCGCUUUUGGCCCAACAAACAUGAGAAUGGUUGGUAUAUUUAAUUACAGAGAUGGAAGAACUACCGUGUAUAUUGUACAGCUCAAUCAUAAUCGUCGUCCUCUUCCAGUUUUCGUUUUGUUCCGUUUGUCUGGCUGAGACUGGUUUGGAUUUCCUCCAUAGCGUCGCCCUCCUCUUCCUCCUCCUCUUCUCCACCAGAGAACAAUCCAUCCUCGCCGUCCCCAGCUUCACUCCCUUCGCCAGCAGCAGGCUGAGACCCAAUCCUCAAAUCCACUGAUGUGUCAAUGGCGGAUAUGGGGAAAGGCGUGUCGUCGUAUUCCUGGGCCGGCUCGGUAUACUGUGUGCUGGGAGCUGGUCGAGCUGGAGUAAAUGCCGGUGGUGGAAUUGGAGGGCUUUGCUCCAUCUCGACAUCUGAGGGCUCAUCAUACUCGUCCUCCUCCUCGAUCUCCUCCACCUCCUCGUCAUAGAGUUUGACGUCUGGCGGUGGCUUGUUUGGAAUCAAGUCGAAGUCGAUUGAGGUCAAGCAUUCGGAGGCAGGAGGCAUGCGAACUCCAAAGACUUCCGGUACAGCGGGGAGGGGCACAGCAUUCACGUCCGCCGCGAGGGAGAGGAUGUACUGUGGUUCUCAGGUCAGGGAAUAAGAUUGAACAUGGAGCGAAGCUAGAUACCUCUUUGGGAACUCUGCCGCCGAAUUCCCAACCCACACGGGCUUGUACUGCCAAUACGACGUCGUCCAUUUCGAUCUUAUUCGCACGACCAGCGUAUUCGGCAUAGACAUUUGCAUCAGUCAGAACAUUCGCAGUAUAUCGGUGCGCGAAGUCCAAAAGCUGGUGGAUAACAGCAGGCUGGACAUCUUGUAUAGAUGGGGUCGAGGAAAGAAGUAACGCGAUCGCGCGUGCGCUCGGCGGUAGAUUGUCAGGACGAGACAUGCG
Messenger RNA from Mycena citricolor, 2282 nucleotides. NCBI's taxonomy places the organism in Eukaryota, Fungi, Basidiomycota, Agaricomycetes, Agaricales, Mycenaceae. The record is from the annotation of a GenBank genome assembly.